CGCCUCUUGUUUCGCACGGACUGUUUUGAGAGUACUCGUAAAUAUCAGUAAAGAUGGCGACGCUCACGAAGACGCCACAUGUCGUUGUCCAAGAGGAAAAUGAGGAAGAGUGUGAAGUUUCUGAUGACAGCAUCAGUAAUGAUGAAGAAAGUGGACCAGGAAGUGAUCAGGAGGAAUCUGAUGUAGGAACUGAUGUAGAAGACAGCGAUGAUGAGGAUGGAAAAAGUGAAGAAGAACAGAAUGGAGACGUUGAGGAAAAUCCCAAUGCUGGAUGGGCUGAAGCCAUGGCCAAAAUCUUGGGGAAAAAAACACCAGACAGCAAACCCAGCAUCCUCCUGAAGAACAAACAGCUUGACAAGAUCAAAGAAAAAGAGAAGAAAGAGCGUCUAGAAAAAAAGAAACAGACUGAUAAGAAACGAGCAUGGGAGAAUAUGUGCCGAGAGAAGCCUGAUGUGGUACGCGACAGAGAGCAUGAGAGGAACCUACAGAAAAUUGCUACCAGAGGUGUGGUGCAGUUGUUCAACGCAGUGAAGAAGCAUCAGAAGAGCGUGGAUGACAAGAUAAAGGAAGUUGGAGGUUCAGAGAGAAAGAAGUCCAAAAUUCUGUCCUCAGUGACUAAGAAGGACUUCAUUGAUGUCCUGAGAGGCACAGAAGUGGCUCACAAACCAGCCAUCAAAAAAGAGAAAGCGCAGCCUGUAGAAGUGAAAGAGGAGAACCCAUCCUGGAGCGUGUUGAGGGAUGAUUUCAUGAUGGGCACAUCCAUGAAGGACUGGGAUAAGGAGAGUGAUGAAGAGGGUGAUGGAGGAGGAGAAGACAACCUUGAGCCUGCUGAAGACUACAGCAGUGAAUCGGACUGAGCCAUCACUACUGCACAUGUGCAUUAUUUAGUGCACACAUGCAAGUGCUGUUACAGACCCUGAGAUCUGCCCUGUGUCGAGAGAGAAGAUUCAGUAUUACCAUGAGUUCUCAAAGGGUGGAUCAUGUGGUACUGGAAUAGGAAGAGACUGUAAUGUUUGAUGUUGCCCUGAUUUUGACGCUGUUCAUGUGUGCUGCUGCACAUUCAGCCAAACCUCUGGGCUCCUUUUCUGUAUAUAGUCAUUUAUUUCACAGUGUCUUUUGCUAAAUAAAUCAUUUCGACAUCA
Labeo rohita (rohu) is the source of this 1142-nucleotide messenger RNA. It is a transcript of the gene rrp15, whose product is annotated as ribosomal RNA processing 15 homolog. Lineage: Eukaryota; Metazoa; Chordata; Actinopteri; Cypriniformes; Cyprinidae. Gene Ontology annotation, biological process: maturation of LSU-rRNA; maturation of 5.8S rRNA. The record is from RefSeq and is a predicted model, not a curated record. Bases 54 to 857 code for a protein of 267 amino acids. The transcript is spliced from 5 exons. Gene Ontology annotation, cellular component: preribosome, large subunit precursor.